Molecule: messenger RNA, 2221 nt
Organism: Hevea brasiliensis (rubber tree)
Lineage: Eukaryota; Viridiplantae; Streptophyta; Magnoliopsida; Malpighiales; Euphorbiaceae
Product: mitogen-activated protein kinase kinase kinase 18
Exons: 1
Coding region: 111-1508 (465 amino acids)
Biological process (GO): protein phosphorylation
Molecular function (GO): protein kinase activity; ATP binding
Source: RefSeq, a predicted model, not a curated record
AACCACCCACCCCCCCCCAACUAAAACUCAAACCUCCUCCCACUUCAUUCUCUUCUCAUUUCUCGUGUCCUCUCUCUCUCUCUCUCUCUCUCUCUCUCUCUCUCGCCAAUAUGGAGUGGACUAGGGGGCCUGUUGUCGGCCGUGGCUCCACCGCCACUGUCUCGUUAGCCACCUCUGCCUCCACUGGUGAGCUCUUUGCUGUUAAGUCCACGGAGCUCUCUAGGUCUAUGUUCCUGCAAAAAGAGCACUACUUUCUGUCUAAAUUAAGCAGUCCUUAUGUAGUCAAGUACUUAGGCUAUGAUAUUACAGACGAAGAUAGUAAGCCUAUGUACAAUAUUUGCAUGGAGUACGUCGCCGGCGGCACCCUCCACGAUGCGAUUCGGAGACAUGGAGGUCAGCUAGAUGAGCCGACGAUAAGAUUAUACACACGAGAUAUCUUACAAGGCUUGGAGUACUUGCAUACGAAUGGCUUGGUCCAUUGUGAUCUCAAGAGCAAGAAUGUUCUGAUAAGCAAAGAAGGAGCGAAAAUUGCCGACUUUGGCUGUGCUAAAUAUGUUGAAAAAGUUGGUGGUUGUGCCAUGUCAGAAUUUUCUGGUACACCGGCGUUCAUGGCGCCAGAGGUAGCUCGUGGAGAAGAGCAGGGGUUCCCAGCAGACUUGUGGGCUUUGGGGUGCACAGUCAUAGAAAUGGCAACUGGGACUAUCCCAUGGACAGAGCAACAGAAUGACCCAGUAUCAGCUUUGUAUCAGAUUGGGUUCUCUGGUGUGGUGCCGGAGUUUCCCAGCUGGUUAACAGAGAAGGGUCAGGAUUUCUUGAGCAAGUGUUUAAGGAGAGAUCCAAAAGAGCGAUGGACGGCUAAAGAAUUACUCGAUCAUCCAUUUCUUGGUAAUUUGGACUUGGAGCUUAGGGAAAUGGAGGAUUUUACCACGACUUCUCCAAGUUGUGUACUGGAUCAAGACUUCUGGGAUUCAAUGGAAGCAUUGGAAAGUCCUCAGGGUUUAACACUUGAAGGUUUUUCGAAUUCUCCAGCUGAAAGAAUCAAGAAGUUGAUUGAAUGUACUUUCCCUGCCGAAGUACCCAACUGGACUUGGGCCGAGGAUGAUUGGAUUACAGUUAGAAAUAGUGACACUGAGGAAAUCUUGGUGGAUACGCCUUCAGUUCCAACUGCAUUCUUGACCUCAGAUUCAAUUUUUUAUGAACAAGAGCUUGAAAGAUCAAUUUUUUAUGAAGAUUUGCUAAUGGAAUUCUUUGUUGAAAAUGAAAACAUCAGCAAUAAUAGUAAUGUUAGUACUAAUGAAGGAUAUGAUUCUGUAUCAGAAAAUCUCAAUUUCGAGACAUAUAAUAAUAAAUCUUGUUUUCUUAAAUCUCAUAUCUUCUUAGUUGUCUGUUUUAACUAUAUAUUCUUGGCAAAUAUUUUCCUUGACAAACCAACAGCUCUCUUUUUGUUUUUCCGGUUAAGCCAGAUACAGAUGCCGAUUCCUCUGUUCUGGAUUAUAGGGUUGACUUAGAACCCAAGUCCUGCAACGGUCAACCUUGGGUUUGGUUUUAGAGGCCUGUGAAGUGUGAACAGAGAAGACUUUAGGUGAAUGUUCCAUAGUCAAUGUCGGCUUCCUGCUAUUUUAACAAGUCAACUAAAAAUUUUUAAUUUUCCCCCUCUCUCUUCCAAGUCCUUCAACUUGCUCCAGGUCCAACUGAGUUGGCCCUUAUGGGACCUGGUAAGACACGAGUACCUGUUCCACAGCUGUUUCUUAAACCCUUCAGUGUGGACCGUGAUUUGUUGUCUCAUAAUGGAAGUUUUGAACAUCAUAAUCCAUAGUUGGUGGCUCCACUCGUCGGGUGUUUUAGUGGCAUUUAACUUUUUCUUGGCAGGUGAAAAUGCAGGAACUUGGUUUCCCACUGGAAAUUUAUAAGGGAGGUGAUUAGUUGGCUUGUGUCCUCGUAGGAUAUGGUUCCUAUUACAUGGGGGCACACCACUAUUAAAUGGAUGGCUGCAUUUUUCUACCAAGAAAUCUCUGAUGAGUCUACUGAACCUUCCUUUUCUUUCUUUUUUUUUUUUUUUUUUUCUCAGAAUCCUUUCAUCUCAAUUUCUCAAUAUAAACCUGAUCCCUAAUUGUCUUUUGGCAUGAGUGGUAAUAAUCUUUGGCUGGAAGGAAAGAAGCCUCCUUUAUGUGUUCUGAUCAAGUAGGCUUUGACUCUAAAUAAAGUCUAAGUUAUUUAAUAA